GCCUGUAAGUUCCUGUCUGAAUCUGAGCCGGAAAGAAGGUUUCUCUGCGGUGUGUCCUGAGUGCCUCUGCUGGGUGCUCUGAGGGAGCUCUGAAAAGCUUAAAAUUUCCGGACAUGGGUAGAGUGACCUAUGAUGAUGUGCAUGUGAACUUCACUCGGGAAGAGUGGGCUUUGCUGGAUUCUUCUCAGAAGAAUCUCUACAAAGAAGUGAUGCUGGAGACCUACAGGAAUCUCGCUGCUAUAGGCUAUGUUUGGGAAGACCAUAAUACGGAAGAGCAUCUUCAUAUUUCUAGAAGAUAUGGAAGGCAUGAAAGAAGUCAUACUGAACAGCUGCUCUCUGAGUUUAUCCAAUGUGAUAAAGCCUUUGCAUUUCAGAGUCAUAACCAAAGACAAGAAAGAAUUCAUACUGCAGAGACACCCUAUGAAUGUAACCAAUGUGGUAAAUCCUUUGCAAGAAAGAGUCAUCUCCUAAGACAUAAAAGAACACAUACUGGAGAGAAACCCUUUCAAUGUUACCAAUGUGGUAAAACUCUUGCUCGAAAUACUCAUCUCCUACAACAUAAAAAAGUACACACUGGAGAGAAACCCUAUGAAUGUAAGCAUUGUGACAAAGCCUCUGUAUGUCAUAUUGGUCUCCUGUAUCAUAAAAGAACACAUGCUGGACAGAGACCAUAUGAAUGGAAUGAAUGUGGUAAAUCCAUUGUAUAUCACAGUUGUAUUAAACAAUGUAAAAGAAGACAUACUGGAGAAAAACCCUUUGAAUGUAACCAAUGUGGUAAAUCCUUUGCAAGAAAGAGUAAUCUCCUAAGACAUAAAAGAAUACAUACUGGUGAGAAACCUUAUAAGUGUGACCAGUGUGGUAAAGAUUUUGCAAGUCCCAGUUCUCUUAAAUGCCAUAAAAGAGUUCAUACAGGAGAGAAUCCUUAUGAAUGUAAACAGUGUGGUAAAGCCUUUGCACGUUUAAGUAUUCUCCGAACACAUAAAAGAACACAUACUGGAGAAAAACCCUUUGAAUGUAACGAAUGUGGUAAAUCCUUUGCAAGAAAGAGUCAUCUCCUAAGACAUAAAAGAAUACAUACUGGUGAGAAACCUUAUAAGUGUGACCAGUGUGGUAAAGAUUUAGCAUGUCCCAAUUCUCUUCAAUACCAUAAAAGAGUUCAUACAGGAGAGAAAUCUUAUGAAUGUAAACAAUGUGGUAAAGCCUUUGCAUUUUCAACUAGUCUCCGAAUACAUAAAAGAACACAUACAGGAGAGAAACCCUAUGAAUGCAAUCAAUGUGGUAAAGCCUUUUCGUCUCCAAGUGGAUUCCUGUAUCAUAAACAAACACAUACUGGAGAGAGACCAUAUGAAUGCAAUGAAUGUGGUAAAUCCUUCAUACAUCGCAGUAAUUUUCAAAUGCAUAAAAGAACACAUACUGGAGAGAAACCCUUUGAAUGUGACCAAUGUGGUAAAAGCUUUGCACAAAACACUUAUCUUUUACAACAUAAAAGAGUACACACUGGAGAAAAACCCUAUGAAUGUAAGCAUUGUGGCAAAGCCUUUGCAUAUUCUAAUAAUCUCCGAGUGCAUAUUAGAACACAUACUAAGUAUUUAGUAUGGUAAAGCUUUUUCAAAUGUCACAAGUUUUCAUAAUCACGAAAGAGAAACCCUAUGAGUGUAUUCAGUAUGUUUAAACCUUUGCACAUUUCUAUAAUCUUCAUCAUGAACGUAUUCAUAGAAUUCAGAACGU
Messenger RNA from Mus musculus (house mouse), 1728 nucleotides. RefSeq names its product zinc finger protein 1004. Gene Ontology annotation, biological process: regulation of DNA-templated transcription; regulation of gene expression. The record is from RefSeq and is marked validated. The transcript is spliced from 4 exons. Bases 114 to 1601 code for a protein of 495 amino acids. Gene Ontology annotation, cellular component: nucleus. Lineage: Eukaryota; Metazoa; Chordata; Mammalia; Rodentia; Muridae. Gene Ontology annotation, molecular function: DNA binding.